AGAGGGAAAGUAAGAGCCAGAGAGGAGAAAGUUGGGAACAGAGCGGGAGAGGGAUGGAGAAAGCCAUCGACAGGCAGGGAGUACUUCGCCGGCAUCUUCAAUCCUCUUCUUACGACCAUUCUACAUCACUUUCGGCGUCUGUAUGUGCUGCUGGAGACAGUUCGGCCUACCAGAAGAACCAUGGCUUCGAUGACGAUGUUGUUAUCGUGGCUGCUUGCCGAACUGCAAUUUGCAAGGCCAGUAGAGGAGGUUUCAAGGAUACACACGCAGAGGACCUUCUAGCGCCUCUUCUGAAGGAGUUGUUGGAGAAGACGAAACUGAACCCAAAUGAAGUUGGUGAUAUAGUUGUUGGAACUGUCCUGGCUCCUGGUUCUCAAAGAGCUAUUGAAUGCAGGAUGGCAGCCUUUUAUGCUGGUUUCCCAGAGACUGUUCCUCUUAGAACUGUGAACCGACAAUGCUCAUCUGGUCUUCAGGCUGUUGCAGAUGUUGCUGCCGCUAUCAAAGCAGGAUACUAUGGCAUUGGUAUUGGUGCUGGUUUGGAGUCUAUGAGUUCGAACAAAGUUGGAUGGGAGGGGCCACCUAAUCCAAAGGCCAAAUCUCUUCAACAAGUCCAAGAUUGUUAUCUACCCAUGGGAAUUACAUCUGAAAAUGUUGCAGAACGGUAUGGAAUAACAAAGGAGGAACAAGACCAAGCUGCUGUGAUAUCUCAUAAGCGUGCGGCUGCUGCAAUUGCUUCUGGUAAAUUCAAGGCAGAAAUAGUACCCGUGACAACAAAGAUCACGGAUCCAAAAAGUGGAACUGAAAAGGAGAUUACGGUCUCUGUGGAUGAGGGAGUUCGCCCCGAUACAUCCUUGUCAGGUCUUGCAAAACUCAAACCAGCAUUUAAGGAGGGUGGAAGCACUACGGCAGGCAAUGCUAGUCAAGUUAGUGAUGGUGCUGGGGCGGUCCUACUCAUGAGGAGGGAUGUCGCAAUACGAAAAGGGCUUCCCAUUCUUGGAAUUUUCAGGAGCUUUGCUGCAGUUGGCGUUGAUCCUGCUGUGAUGGGCAUUGGUCCUGCUGUUGCAAUACCAGCAGCAGUAAAAGCAGCUGGUCUUCAGAUUAAAGAUAUUGACUUAUAUGAAAUAAAUGAGGCUUUUGCGUCGCAGUUUGUAUACUGCAUCAAAGAGUUGGGGCUUGAUCCAGAAAAAGUCAAUGUUAAUGGCGGCGCUAUUGCUCUUGGCCAUCCAUUGGGUGCAACGGGUGCACGCUGUGUUAGUACCUUAUUAAAUGAAAUGAAACGCAGGGGCAAUGACUGCCGAUUUGGAAUUAUUUCCAUGUGCAUUGGUUCUGGGAUGGGAGCUGCGGCUGUUUUUGAGAGAGGCGAUGUGGUUGAUCGGUUGAGUAAUGUGCAUAUUGCCCAUUCUUAGAAAUCUGCUAUUUGGAUUUUAACUGAGUAGAGCUCAGUUUUUAAGCACUUUGAUUAAUAAUUUAUUAUUGACUACCUUUGUUUUCCCUAAUUAACAAUAAAUCAGUUUUUUUUUUAU
Messenger RNA from Phalaenopsis equestris, 1523 nucleotides. RefSeq names its product 3-ketoacyl-CoA thiolase 2, peroxisomal-like. The record is from RefSeq and is a predicted model, not a curated record. Gene Ontology annotation, cellular component: peroxisome. The coding region runs from base 54 to 1406 and encodes 450 amino acids. NCBI's taxonomy places the organism in Eukaryota, Viridiplantae, Streptophyta, Magnoliopsida, Asparagales, Orchidaceae. The transcript has 14 exons. Gene Ontology annotation, biological process: phenylacetate catabolic process; fatty acid beta-oxidation. Gene Ontology annotation, molecular function: acetyl-CoA C-acyltransferase activity.